AUGUUCUUAAAUGCAAUUGAAGCUCAAAUUAAAUGGGGGAUUAUGUUAUUCCAAGAAAUCAUUCAUCAAGUCGGGACAUUGAUUAGGUUGAGUUUUCAUCAAAUGUUUGAUUGGAUUUUCGGACUAACACUAAUCAAUACAGCCUAUAAAAAAAUUCAAAGUUUUCUGAUAAAUAUUUUAAGUAUGGCACCAGUUCCCGAACAUGUUUCCUUUAUUAUGGAUGGAAAUAGAAGGUAUGCUAAAUCAAGAAAUUUACCUUUAAAAAAAGGCCACGAGGCUGGUGGUAUUACUUUGUUGACGUUGGUUUACAUUUGUAAGAAGAUAGGUGUUAAGUGUGUGUCUGCUUAUGCAUUUUCUAUUGAAAACUUUAAUAGGUCCAAAGAAGAAGUGGAUACUUUGAUGAAUUUGUUUGCUAUAAAAUUAGACGAAUUUGCGAGGAGGGCAAAUGAUUAUAAAGAUCCAUUAUACGGCUCUAAAUUAAAAAUUGUGGGUGAUAAAGAUAUGCUUUCGGAAGAAUUAAGGGAGAAAAUCAAGAAAGUUGAAGAAAUUACCAAAAACGGGGACGACUUCACUUUUUUCGUUUGUUUCCCUUACACUUCCAGAAAUGAAAUUUUUCACACAAUGAAAAACUCGGUGGAAAGCUAUGUAAAAGACGCUAACCCAAUAACAUUAUCAUCUUUUAGUAGAAAUAUGUUUUUCGACAAAUAUUCAAAUAGAUGUGAUCUGUUGAUUAGGACAAGUGGACAUAAUAGAUUUUCUGAUUACAUGUUAUGGCAAUCUCAUGAAAAUGCUACGAUUGAGUUUCAUGAUAAGCUAUGGCCCAAUUUCGGGUUUUUUCUAAUGUACUUAAUAAUUCUUAGAUGGUCCUUCUUUUCAACAAUCCAAAGAUUUAACCAAAAUGGAGGUCCACUAGGUAAAGGCCUCUUGAGAAGAUUCCAUGUUUUCCACCUUAGAAAGGACUCUUUUAUUAAUGUAGAUUCCUUUCCGGAACCACCUAUUUCCGUCUCAAUAACUGGUGAAGCCAAUUAA
Naumovozyma dairenensis CBS 421 is the source of this 1029-nucleotide messenger RNA. RefSeq names its product ditrans,polycis-polyprenyl diphosphate synthase (gene SRT1). Gene Ontology annotation, molecular function: ditrans,polycis-polyprenyl diphosphate synthase [(2E,6E)-farnesyl diphosphate specific] activity. Lineage: Eukaryota; Fungi; Ascomycota; Saccharomycetes; Saccharomycetales; Saccharomycetaceae. Bases 1 to 1029 code for a protein of 342 amino acids. The record is from RefSeq and is a predicted model, not a curated record. The transcript has a single exon. Gene Ontology annotation, cellular component: lipid droplet; endoplasmic reticulum; dehydrodolichyl diphosphate synthase complex.